Messenger RNA from Formica exsecta, 1371 nucleotides. RefSeq lists its product as uncharacterized. The transcript has 4 exons. The record is from RefSeq and is a predicted model, not a curated record. Bases 133 to 1224 code for a protein of 363 amino acids. Lineage: Eukaryota; Metazoa; Arthropoda; Insecta; Hymenoptera; Formicidae.
GCGGUAAGACAUCGAUCGAGACACGACACGGCACUGCACGAUCCCUUCGGAAGGACGGAAGAGAAGGCUCCCGCGGAUGCUCGGCAAUCGUGCCGUCGCAUCCUCGCACCAUCCAACGUACUGAGCGCGAAUAUGUUCCGGGACGGCCAAUAUCUGGAAGUGAUCAAGGCUUCGGACGAUUGUUUGGCAACCGCCGUGGUCACUGUGCAGGAAAAAACGGUGGAGAUCGAGAAGCAGAAGGUCACCACUAACAAAUGGCUGCAGGUCGAGGAUUGGGCAGCGCUCUAUAAGAUAUUGGAACGAGCGAUCCUGCGAAACUAUCGGGAUGACAGAUCACAUCGCGAAAGCCAGGGUGAAUGGAAAAAGUCCACUCGCCAGUUGGAAAUCACGUAUACUUUCGAGCAUUCGGAAUGUGCAAGCGACAUGUCAUCUUUACCCACGAUCCAAGUACACGUGUCGCCAGCCCGAAAGAAAUCGGUGAAACGAAAAAUAGAAGACAUCUCGAAGAAAAACAAAGUGGUAACAGAUGACGAUGCGGCGAAACGACCAAGAGAAGAAAAAUCUCCCGAUCGAAUGAACGAUCUGAAAGCCGAUCGAUUGAAGAGAACACCGGAGAAACCGAUGCAAGUUUCCUCGAAGAAGAUUGAGACCCCGCGCACUACUGCAACGGAACAAGAGGAUCUAAAGAGGAAGAAGAGUCGGAAAUACAUGCUCUCCGACGAUUUGGAGAACGCGCCGUUGGAGGAAUAUAUCCCGGACGCACCGAAAGCGAAAAGAUUGUGUCCGGACUUCAAGUACGUGCCGAGCCGGAAGAGCGCAUUGGAGAGUAUGCGUUUAACAUCGAACGAGUACACGCCGACUCUUUGUGACAGUAAACACGUGGUGGAAAACGUGAGUUACGUGCCGAACUCUAUCGAGAAGCUGGAAAUAAUUCAUGAGAUUUACGAACCGCGCGCCAUUAUGACGAUUCCCGAUGGUAUCCUCGAGGAAUACGUACCUAAUUCCAAAGGAGUCAAGCCUUCUGUAGAGGAGUACGAGCCUGAUUUCAAAUCACCGAGCAAAUUGAUGAAGUUCGAUGAUAGUUAUGUGCCGUCGAGUGUGCGACAGAGUACGCCGGACAACUCAAAAAGAACUCCGAGUAAAUCGGAGAAAUUCAAGACGCAGAGGUUGGAGGCGCGUCGAAAGGGAACAUUGGUCAAGAAGAAGAUAGAUCUCUUUUCGUGAGAUAUAAUACGAAUGUUUCUGGUAUACAGCUACAUGUCGAUACGGAAUUCGGUUAAAGUAACAAGCAAGGUGAUCGAAGAAAAUUCCGCAGGAUUAGAAAAUAGAUUUUGGAUAUGAGACUGAUGUUCGUAAAAAAAAAAAAAAAAA